Paramecium sonneborni is the source of this 2675-nucleotide messenger RNA. Lineage: Eukaryota; Ciliophora; Oligohymenophorea; Peniculida; Parameciidae. The record is from the annotation of a GenBank genome assembly.
AUGUAAAAAUAUAAAUCAAUAAAAACUUGGGAGAGAUUAAACAAAAUAAAAGCACCAGUCCCUAAAUAUGAGUACGAUAACUUUGAAGAAAUUGAUGAAAAGUUUAAAUAAUUUGAAGAAUAACAAGCUGAACCAGAUUUCAAUAAUGCACCAACAGCAUUUGGAUCUAUUCUUAUUUAGACAGCAGUUUAAGGAUUAUAGAUGACAAAUUUAUUUCAGACUUAAGGAUAACCCUUAAAUAGACUAAGUUAAAGGUUUUUAUUAACUUAUAAUAAUUAGCAUCUUGAAGGCAUUUGAUAUUAAUCCCACUCAAUUGAAUUAGAUGAAGACAUCUUAAGAAAGACAGUAAUUUAUACUUAAUAAGCAAGUGAAUACAUUAAGCUUUAAAUGAAUACUACCAUUGAUACAUUGUUAAAAACCUGGUCUGAUAAGAUUAUUCUCAAAGAACAAAAGUAUAAAGAGACUGAUUUAUAAAUGAAAAAGGAGAAGAUUCAUAAUUAAACAAAAAAGCAUUUUAAAUGGUUAUAAUUGAAAACUAAAUAUGAACAAUUAAAAAACAAAUUAAGAUAAAUCGUUGUAGACAAAUUAAAUGAUUAUGAGAAUUAGCAAUUAGCUGCUAAAUCUUCAAAUAAACAUUUGAUGUUAAAAAAUGUAUAAGUAAUUACUACUAGAAAUAUAUUUGAAAAUAUGGAAAAGUAUGGCCAUUCUAAUGAAUUUCAUUUCUUAAAAUCUUUAGGAUAAGAUAGAAUAAAAUAGAUUAAAGAAAGAUAAAAUAGAUAAAUGACUUAAUAAAUUGAUAAUAUAGAAGAUGAAGAAUAAAAAUAAACAUAUCAAGUUGUUUGGAAUAAUUAAUCAGAAAAAAUAUUUACAAAAUAAAGAAGUUAGACUAAAUAAUUAUUUACGUAAUUUAAUUGUGUAAUUUUUUUAGAAAUGAAAUAGCUUGUUCUAAUUGGAACGAUUUAGGAUUUUUACCUAUUUUAUAGUAGAUGACCUUGAAUGAGAAAAAAAAAUAAUAGAGAGAACACAUUCUCAAUAAAUAUACUGAUGGAGAAUUUUUAACAGCUCAAGAAUUAUAAUUUUUAGCUAAUACAAGUGAAUUACUUAAUGCUUGUUUGGAUAAAGAAUUUUUUUAAAAGGCAGCUAAUUAAGUGAAUCCAGAUUUAUUGUUCAAUAUGGAAUUAUCUUUAGCAGAAUAGAUAUUAAAAGAUUAUGGAGAGAUGAAAUCUGCAACUAUAAAUGCUAGAUUACAAUAUAUUAGAAUCAAAAUUCAGAAUACGAAAUAAAAAUUAGCCAAAAGAUAAAAAAUCUUAUAAAAAUAAUCAAUAGAUGACUAUAAUAUGGAAUUAAAUAGAAAAUAUAUUAAAGUAUGUAAAACAGUUGUAAAACAUAUGGAAAGGACAGGAAAAUUUGAAGAGAAAAUUCCAAGUGAAAUUCCUGGGGCUACUUAAUUAAAAGAAUAUUUAAUGGGAAGAAUAUCAGAUAAAUAAUUUAUAACCAAAUUAUAUGAUUAUGUAUUUGAAAAAGAAAGAAAAAGAUAAUAUAUUGAUCUAAAUGAUGAAGAUAAUUUAUUAUUAAAUUAUCCAUCAAAAUAAUAAAUAUCAAGCUCAAAAUAAAUUCAACCUCAAAGUCCAAGGUUUAAGAAUGAAAAAAAUAAAAGAUUAGAAUAUUUAAAAUAAAUGUCUAGACCUAAGAGUACAAUAGGUGUUUAAUUCACUUAAAAUAUAAAAAGACAUAUUUUUCAUCCUUCAACAAAAUUGCUUAUUGACAAAAAACUUGAGUGUGAAGAUAGUGAAUUAGCUUAUAUAAAUCCAAUAUCUGCUUAAUACAAUAAAUAAGAAUAAGAAAAAUUUAAAUUAGGUUUAAAGAGUCAUCCUGCUUUAAGGUAAAGAAAGAAUUUUAAAAAAUUUCUUUCAGGAGGACCUCCUAAUUAACCUGAAUUAGAACAUUGGAAAAGCCCUAAUUAUAAACCAACUUAGAGAGAAAUAAAAGCAGCUAUUAUGAUAUAAAGAAAACUGAGGUCAUUAUUUAGAGAAAAAAAAUUAAGACAAAAAUUAGAAGAAAGAAGAAAACAAAUUUAUUAUUUAUUCAAAGAUAAUUGUGAAAAUAUGAUUCAUUAAAUUGAAUUAGGAUAAGAUUAAUCAGUUUCUAAUUUUUAUUUAAAUAAAUAACUUGAAAGAUGUAAAAAUAUAGCAAAAGAUUAAAUAAAUUUUGGUUGUAUAAAAACUGAAGAAAACACUCGUAAAAAUACAGAAAAAAAAAGUUUCCUUUUAAGCACAGGAGCUUCUACGCCUACUGCAAAAGGAUCCUAAAAUUUAAGAAUUCCUAUUUAAUCAAAUAAGAUUAAAGUAGAUUAUUUAUUUGAAGCAGUUUAAAAAAAUAGAAUUAUGAUGAUAAAAUAAUCACAUUUUGUUUAUUCUGCAAAUGAUAUUAACUCAUAAAAUUAUGAUGGAAUAACUCCUCUUCAUGUUGCUGUUGUGAAAGGAAAUUGGGAUUUUGCAGAAUGGUAUAUUAUUUUUUGAAUUUAGGUUAUUGUAGAAUGGGGCAGAUCCUUAUAUUAUGGAUUAAUAAAAUAUUACUCCAAUUGAUAUGGCUAGACAUUUAAAGCAAACAAAAGUAAUAUAAUUAAUAUAUUUAUUAGAUUAUUAGACUUUUUGAAUAAUACAAAAAAAUAUGAG